AUGGCUGCCACCUUCCUUACCAUCCUCCUCUCCCUGCUUCUUCUCCUGCAGUCUUCUCCCACCUACUCCAUUCGAUCUCACGCACAGAAAGGCUUCGUCCUCGACUUGAUCCACCGCGACUCUCCUUCCUCGCCUCUUCACGAUCCAAUCUCCACGCUCUCCGAUCGCCUCCGGCACUCCGCCGAGCGCUCCUUCUCCCGCUUUGCCCACCUUUCCUCUCGAACUUCCGCAGCCUCUAAUGGCACAAUGGCCAUGAGGGUGCGUCCCGGCCUCGGCGAGUACCUCGUGAAGCUCGGGAUAGGAACUCCGGCCGUCGAGUACUUGAUGAUCAUCGACACGGGAAGCGACCUCAUCUGGACUCAGUGCCUUCCCUGCCAGAAAUGCUUCCGCCAACCUUCCCACAUAUUCGAUCCCCGCAACUCUUCUACCUUCGAGAAUCUGGGAUGCAACUCCAGUCUUUGUUCUAUGGUAGGCCGAUGCAAUCUAAGGAAGCAAUGCCAGUACGCCUACGAUUACGGCGACCACUCCUUUACGAAGGGAAUCAUGGCUUCGGAGACACUCGCUUUCGAGGUGAACUCCGGCCAAAGCAUCAAGGUGCCGAACAUCAGCUUCGGCUGCGGCCACAAGAACGGCGGAACCUUCUACGGAGACGGUGCGGCUGGGAUUCUUGGGCUUGGAGGAGGGCCACUGUCGCUCAUAUCUCAGUUGGGUUCCUCCGUCGACUACAAAUUCUCAUACUGUUUAACAUGGCCGCAAAGUAACUCGAGCAGCUCCUUGAAGUUCGGCGCAAGUGCCGAACCCCCGGCCACUGUCAGACACGUAGUGAAAACCCCGCUUGUGAAGCCUUCGGAGGCCGAUACUGGCUAUUAUUAUCUGGCCCUCAAGGACAUAAGCGUCGGAAAGAAGAAGCUUAACGUGCCGGCGGGAACGUUUGAGCCGACGCCGACCGGUGACGGUGGUGCCAUCAUCGAUUCCGGCACUACAAACACGCUUCUGACUUCCAAAGCCUACAGUCUUCUGGAGGCCGCUUUGAAAAGCGCCGUAAAGCUGCCGCCGGUGACAUCUCCCGUAGACUAUCUCGAUUUAUGCUUUAGUUUUGUUGAUGACAAUGAACUGGACAGAUUGCCCAACGUGACUUUGCAUUUGGAAGGGGGCGACUGGCUGCUGUCGCCGGCGAACGCUUUUGCGGUUGCCGGCAAAGGCGUGAUCUGCAGCACCUUCGUGCCCGUUUCGCAGCCGUUGACCAUCGUUGGCAGCAGAGCGCAGGUGGAUGUGUACGUUGAGUAUGACCUAAAGAAGAGGGUGCUGUCCAUUGCGCCUACUGACUGUAGCAUGAGCGGCUAG
Messenger RNA from Nymphaea colorata (pocket water lily), 1344 nucleotides. Its product is annotated as aspartic proteinase CDR1-like. Gene Ontology annotation, cellular component: extracellular region. The record is from RefSeq and is a predicted model, not a curated record. Gene Ontology annotation, molecular function: aspartic-type endopeptidase activity. NCBI's taxonomy places the organism in Eukaryota, Viridiplantae, Streptophyta, Magnoliopsida, Nymphaeales, Nymphaeaceae. Gene Ontology annotation, biological process: proteolysis. The transcript has a single exon. Bases 1 to 1344 code for a protein of 447 amino acids.